GCCCUAUCGCGAUUUUUCUUCCCCAACUCUGAUUCUCUCUACUUCCUUUCUUCGAUUAUCUUCCUCGCCAUCAAUUCAAUUAAGUUUUCGAUUCUUCUUCCGUCCAUAUUGCUUCUCCUUUUUCCUUUUCUGGGUUGGAUAUGAUUGAUGGAAUCAUUACGAGGAGUUGUUAAUGGCUUUGAUUGAAGCUCUUCGUGGGAUAUUUCAGAAGCCCACCAAUGGAGAAGUAUGUUUAGAGAUUUUGGAGUUUCUGGGUCCUGUUUAUUUUGCGUUUUUGGUGGGGUUGAUUAUUGGUUGGGUUUGGAAGCCAAAAUGGGCGAUCUUGGGAAGGCACGAAUCGCGUUGUGAAGUCUCUAAAUCUUUUGAUUUGUCGUCGUCGUCGUCGUCGCCGUCGCCGUUAGGUUUUUCCCCGUUGAAAGCCUUUGGUUCAGCUCCGUGCUUGCGCUCUCAUAAUAUAUGGGUCAUCAACAACGGCGUACAUAAGAAACCAGUUUCUGCAGUUCCUAUUGAACAUGAUGAUUUCAGUACAUCUCAGCCCCACGAAGGACAUCCAAGUGUUAUUACUGAGGAGGAUUUACAUAACUUAAGGCGGCUUGUGGAGAUGAAGGAUGGAGGUCCUAGUUGGAUACAUUUGAUGGAUCGUUCCACCCCAAGGGUGAACUAUCAAGCAUGGCAAAGAGAUCCUAAGACGGGUCCUCCUCAAUAUCGGACUAGGACAGUCUUUGAGGAUGCGACGCCAGAGUUAGUGAGAGACUUCUACUGGGAUGAUGAAUUCCGUUUGAAGUGGGAUGACAUGCUUGCACAUUCUGCUACUAUGGACGUGUGUCCUAUAACAGGGACCAUGAUUGUACAUUGGAUAAGAAAGUUUCCCCUCUUCUUCGGUGACAGAGAAUACAUAAUAGGCCGUCGAAUGUGGGAAUUUGAAGGAUCUUACUACUGCGUGACAAAGGGAAUACCAUGGCCUUCUAUUCCCAGGCAUGAGAAACCAAGACGUGUUGACCUAUACUACUCAAGUUGGUACAUUCGAGCAGUGGAAUCAAGGAGAGGUAAUGGACAACUAACUGCAUGUGAGGUGCUAUUAUUCCAUCAUGAAGAUAUGGGCAUCCCGCGGGAAAUUGCAAAGCUUGGAUUACGCCAGGGAAUGUGGGGAUUUGUCAAGCAAAUGGAGCCUGGGUUACAUGCCUACCAAAAAGAAAGGGCAUCUGGGUCUCCACUCUCUAAAUCAGCAUUUAUGGCUCAAAUUAACACCAAAAUAUUUCCAGAGUACCUGAGAACUUUGGAAAGUAACAGUGAUCCGUCAAAGACUAAGGAGGAUGUGCCAAUGAUAUCGGAAAACCCAUUGGCUAAGAACAUAGCAAAGAUCCUAAUUCUUGGUGGUGCUAUUGUCCUUGCCUUCGGUCUUGAUCGUGGCCUUCUGUGCAAUGCAUUUAUGUUUCGCUUAGGCAGAAGGCUUGGAAAUAGGGAAAAGAAAUUGUAAGUUAGAAUGCUAUCAUCUAAAAUACCAAGUAAUCACAAGUUGUAUGAGGGAGCAGGUUCCUCAUAUCAGAACCACUUCAAGUGCAGUAAAUGUCAUCUACCCUGUUACAUACCAUGAAUACAGUUCAAGGGUUAUA
This is a messenger RNA of Rubroshorea leprosula, 1613 nucleotides long. The record is from the annotation of a GenBank genome assembly. Lineage: Eukaryota; Viridiplantae; Streptophyta; Magnoliopsida; Malvales; Dipterocarpaceae.